AAUAAAAACAAAAACCAAUAAACCAUUCAUCAAAUUGUUUGUUUCCUGUUUCCCACAAAACCAAUCAUCACAGAAGGAAAAACCGAGUUCAAUGGCCAACCCCCACUACCAGAGUGCUCCAGUCAUCGUAGUGGCGGUGCCCUUUCCAGCCCAGAGCCAUCUCAACCAAAUGCUGCAACUCUCAUGCCUCCUAUCAUCAUGCUACAACCUUCCCGUUCACUACGUUGGCUCUUCCAUCCAUAUCCGCCAAGCCAAGCUCCGCUGCUCAACUCCUCUUCUCCUCACCAGAAUCCAAUUCCGUGACCUCCCUAUUCCUCCUUUUCCUUCUCCCUUCCCCAUCCGCGGUGGAGAUACUGAUUUCCCUGCCCAUCUCCAGCCAUCCUUCGACUCCUCUCUCAACCUUCGUGAACCAUUCGCCGCCCUCAUAGACACACUCUCUUCUAAGGCCAAGAAGGUAGUUGUAAUCCAUGACCCUUUAAUGGCCUUUGCGGUUCAGGAUUCUGUUUCUUUCCCAAACGUAGAACUCUACAUUUUCCACACCUCAUCUGCCUUCACUUCCUUCUCUAUUCUAUGGGAAAGAAUCCAGGGAAUCCCCGUUCCUAACUAUUUCCCUGAAAACCUUCCUUCCAUGGAAGGUUGCCUUACUAACGAGGUGGUGAAUCUCAUAACCAUUCACAGGGAAUUCACGAAACUCCGAUCUGGUGAUCUCCACAACACAUGUAGAGUGAUUGAAGGCGAAUACAUAGAUCAUCUAGCUCAAAAUGAUAGUAUAGUGAUUGAAGGCGAAUACCUAGAUCAUCUAGCUCAAAAUGAUAAACUCAGACCACGGUGGGCUGUUGGACCAUUAAGUCAUCAUCUGGGAGGAAGAAUUGAGGAGCAGAGCAACUCUAGUGGGGAAAACAUAUGCCUGAUUUGGCUUGACAAACAACCACCAAAGUCAGUCAUAUACAUAUCCUUUGGGACUACGAGUUCAUUUGUAAAGGAACAGAUUAAGGAACUGGCAGUUGGGAUAGAAGAAAGCAAGAUCAAAUUCAUCUGGGUGCUCAGAUAUGCCGAUCGAGGAGACGUUUUUGCAGAAGAAGAUCAGAGUCCCGAGCUUUCAGAAGGGUUCGAAGAGAGAACGGAAGCACAGGGGAUGGUGGUGAGAGGGUGGGUACCUCAGGCUGAAAUCCUGAAGCACCCAUCUACUGGAGAUUUCUUGAGUCACUGUGGGUGGGGUUCAUGUUUGGAGAGCAUUUGCUCCGGCGUGCCAAUAGCAGCAUGGCCCAUGCACUCCGACCAGCCAAGGAACGCCACGUUAGUGACACAGGUGUUGAAGAUCGGUUUGAUUGUAAGGGAGUGGUCACACAGAGAAGAACUAAUAACAGCAUCGGCAAUUAAAGAAGCUCUGAGGACGCUAAUGGCUUCAGAGGAAGGGGAAAUGAUGAGGAAAAGGGCAGAGGAAUUAGGAAGGGGUGUUCGUCAGGCUACUGAGGAAGGUGGAGUUUCUCGAAAAGAGUUGGAAUCCUUCAUCAACCAUAUCAGUAGAUCGAUCCAUGAACAAAACAAGAAAACAUGAAGUAGAAUACUUUUUGAAUUGUUUUUCAGCUGUUUUUUCUGCACUUCAGACCUUUUUUUCGCGGCUGAUAACUUAAGCUCGUAAACGUUCAUGAAAGUAAGAUUUAAACCCAUGAAUUUCUUGACUCGCAUUAUAAACCCUUGUAUUAAGG
Messenger RNA from Rubroshorea leprosula, 1709 nucleotides. NCBI's taxonomy places the organism in Eukaryota, Viridiplantae, Streptophyta, Magnoliopsida, Malvales, Dipterocarpaceae. The record is from the annotation of a GenBank genome assembly.